GUGUCACUUAUGAAACACGGGUCCUUGUUGCUGCAGAGAAGUAGUUUUGCUGGAAGGAGGGAGUGUAUGUGCUGCCUGGGCUCCCUUCCUGCAGCCUCCUCUCAGCAGACAGGGUCCAGGCACCCUGUCUGGGGAAGGGCCGGCAAGGACGGGCGGGCGUGGGACCAGGCUGCCUGUCCCUCCAGCAUCCUCAUCUUCCCUUGGGUGCCCUUGGCCCUGCAGACCGUCCGUCCGGGCUAACUCUGUCCUUUGCUGCUUUUUGGUUCCAUCUUAGAAGAGGCUCCGCUUGACUAAGAAAGAGUAGUUUGAAGGAGGUAGGAUGCAGGAGCUGCGGCUGCUGUGCUGCGCGGUCCUCCUGGGCCUGGUGCAGACCUGUCCCGAGCCCUGCGACUGUGGGGAGAAGUACGGUUUCAAGAUUGCCGACUGCGCCUACCGUGACCUGGAGGCCGUGCCCCCCGGCUUCCCCACCAACGUGACCACGUUGAGCCUCUCAGCCAACCGGCUGCCAGGCUUGCCAGAGGGUGCCUUCAGGGAGGUGCCCCUGCUGCAGUCGCUGUGGCUGGCACACAAUGAGAUCCGCACAGUGGCCGCCGGUGCCCUGGCCCCUCUGGGCCAUCUCAAGAGCCUGGACCUCAGCCACAACCUCAUCUCGGACUUUGCCUGGAGCGACCUGCACAACCUCAGUGCCCUCCAGUUGCUCAAGAUGGACAGCAACGAGCUGACCUUCAUCCCCCGAGAUGCCUUCCGCAGCCUCCGUGCUCUGCGCUCGCUGCAGCUCAACCACAACCGCUUGCACACACUGGCCGAGGGCACCUUCACACCGCUCACCGCGCUGUCCCACCUGCAGAUCAACGACAACCCCUUCGACUGUACCUGUGGCAUCGUGUGGUUCAAGACGUGGGCCCUGACCACGGCCGUGUCCAUUCCAGAGCAGGACAACGUCACCUGCUCUUCACCGCACGUGCUCAAGGGCACCCCGCUGAACCGCCUGCUGCCGCUGCCCUGCUCAGCGCCCUCGGUGCAGCUCACCUACCAGCCCAGCCAGGAUGGCGCCGAGCUGCGGCCCGGCUUCGUGCUGGCGCUCCACUGUGAUGUGGAUGGGCAGCCAGCCCCCCAGCUUCACUGGCACAUCCAGACGCCUGGCGGCACCGUGGACAUCACCAGCCCCAACGUGGGUGCUGACGGGCGUGCCCUGCCUGGCACCCCAGCAGCCAGCAGCCGGCCACGCUUCCAGGCCUUUGCCAAUGGCAGCCUACUGAUCCCUGACUUCGGCAAGCUGGAGGAGGGCACCUACAGCUGCCUGGCCACCAAUGAGCUGGGCAGUGCGGAGAGCUCAGUGAAUGUGGCACUAGCCACGCCAGGUGAGGGUGGCGAGGAUGCGUUGGGGCGUAGGUUCCACGGCAAAGCAGCCGAGGGUAAGGGCUGCUACACGGUUGACAAUGAGGUGCAGCCGUCGGGUCCCGAGGACAAUGUGGUCAUCAUCUACCUCAGCCGUGCUAGGGGCCCCGAGGCUGCAGCAGCAGGAGAAGGAGUCCGUGGGCAGCAACUCCCAGGCCUGCUCCUACUGGGCCAGAGCCUCCUCCUCCUCCUCCUCCCUUCCUUCUAGCCCCACCCCCAUGGGGCUGGGCUGGAGCAGCCCAGGGCCGCCCCCACUCCUCCCCGGACUCUGCAGAUGUCCCUUCUAAGGGGGUAGGGGGGUGGGGGGCAGGGUGGCAACUCCUGAGGCCUGCAUGGGGGCUUCAUAUCUUCCUACCUCUCCUUCUCAUCUCUUCUGGAAUAUUUGCCACCCCAACUUCUAGACCUGCUCAAAGCUGGUGACCAGUACAGAAUUUGAUCCCAUAACCCACUGUCUACAGUGCUAAUUGCCGCUGAGCACACUGCCCGUGCUGCCUGUCAGGGUGGCAUGCUAACGGGGGGAUGCCCCAGCCAACUGGGAGAUGCCUCACUGAGGGAACUCCAGGCGCCGGGACUGACUGACAAGCUGGCAAAGGCGGGUAGCGGGGGGCUAGGCAGGGAGGUAGCCUGAAGCAGACACGGCACAGGAGAGAGGAAUAAACUGUAGGGGCAAUGGCUGGCAUGGCUCUGAGGCACUCGGUGACCUGCUUAAGCUCCUGCUGUCCCUUGGUGUUCUCUGAUGACUUGGGGGCUCAGGAGUCCCUUUGCGCUCAUCUCAGACAGGACUGGAGGUUCCAGCAUGGGCCUCCACCUCCUCGCACGCACCCUCCCUCCCUCUGCCUGUGCGCCUCCAUCCUGGCCACCUGCCCUGCCUUUCUCUCCAAGUAUGCAUCUGUAGCCUGCCCCUCCAAAGAGGCCAGCCAGCCUGGGGGCGGCAGAGAAAUAAACAGCAUUUCUGAUGCUC
Messenger RNA from Equus caballus (horse), 2359 nucleotides. RefSeq names its product immunoglobulin superfamily containing leucine rich repeat (gene ISLR). NCBI's taxonomy places the organism in Eukaryota, Metazoa, Chordata, Mammalia, Perissodactyla, Equidae. Gene Ontology annotation, molecular function: protein binding. The record is from RefSeq and is a predicted model, not a curated record.